UGCCCCGCCAACCCAAGCCCUCCACCUCGCUUUCUCUGCCUCAUCAUCACGACCUUGCAGAGGACUUCUUCCUUCAUCCACACAUAUCAUCGAUUGCGUGUGCCAUCGAUACCGAAACAGCCUGGUGCUUAAGACAAAAUGUUCGUUCCGUCACGUUGCUUGUUAUGACCUGCAGAGGAUGCCGCGAUGUUCUUCCCGCGCAUGUGUCCUCCCAACUUCCUUCUCUCUAGUACCCUUCUCAUCCACCUGUUGUGAGGCUAUUUGUAUCGCGCGCGUGUCUUUCUUGCUCGAGAUCCGGUAUUGAGACAGUUCAGUGCUCCUUUAGAUCACCAUGUCGAAGCUCUUCGUAGGAGGUCUUGCGUGGCAUACCGAUGACGCGACUCUGCGCCAGAAGUUCGAGGAGUUUGGCCAGGUCGAAGAGGCCGUAGUCGUCAAGGACCGCGACACUGGUCGCAGCAGGGGCUUCGGUUUCGUCCGCUUCGCCACUGAUGCCGAGGCCGACACUGCUAUGCAGAACAUGAACAACGUCGAGUUCGAUGGACGUACUGUCCGCGUCGACAAGGCCUCUGACCGCGCCGCCGGCGGCGGUGGUGGUGGUGCUGGUCGCGGUGGAUUUGGAGGCGGCUACGGCCGUGGAGGAGGUGGUGGCUACAGCGGCGGUGGCUACGGCGGCGGUGGUCGUGGCUAUGGUGGCCAGGGCGGAGGCCAAUGGGGUCCAUCCGGUGGUCAGGGCGGUGGCUACCAAGGUCAAGGCGGCUAUGGCGGCCAGCGUCAAGGCUACGGCGACCAGCAGCAGGGCGGUGGCGGCGGCCAGUGGUAAAUCCCUUCACGAAACCCCCUUCACGACUUACAGCGCUGUGUGCCACAACAUAAUGCGAUGUGGACUCGAUGUUGGGGGUCUCAGCAGGAGAGUCUGUUGCGUCUGGUCUGCGAUGGAAGUGAUCGUUCGAGCUCUGGUAGACACCGUUUCUGACUAGGAUGGGUGCUGGUGACCCAAUGUGCUUCUUAAGCUUCAUGUAUGAGGAAGCCUGAAGGUUGCGAUUGAGUCGCACUGACGAGAUGAUUGAUACCCAUUGAAUCAGAACUUGCUUGUCUGGGGUCGUGGUUCUGGUUGCUUUACUCAACCUUGCUUACGGUUUCUUCAUAUUUAUGCUCGAGAUUCAUGCUUAAAAAGUUGCUGCUGCUUGCAUUGACACGCGAUUUCCAUAGUAAUCAUCACAACAACGUGAGAUGACAU
This is a messenger RNA of Macroventuria anomochaeta, 1237 nucleotides long. RefSeq names its product RNA-binding domain-containing protein. The coding region runs from base 332 to 820 and encodes 162 amino acids. The record is from RefSeq and is a predicted model, not a curated record. The transcript has 6 exons. Lineage: Eukaryota; Fungi; Ascomycota; Dothideomycetes; Pleosporales; Didymellaceae. Gene Ontology annotation, molecular function: RNA binding.